ACGCUACUAGUGACGUGUAUAAUUUGGAGUAGAAUUAGAACUAAAGUUUUCAAAAUGAGAUUUCUGAUAUUAAUAUGUAUUUUCAGUAUAUUCUUAGCAAAAAUAAACGCACAAGGAAGAACCUUAGUUCUUCUAGAUAAUCAAGUCAUUCGCGAAACACAUUCCAUAUUUUUCAGAUCCUUACAAGAAAGAGGAUACAGCUUAACUUACAAAAUAGCAGAUGAUUCUAGUUUAGUACUUUCCAAAUAUGGGGAAGCCUUAUAUGAAAACUUGAUAAUUUUUGCACCUUCUGUAGAGGAAUUCGGAGGAUCAUUGAAUGUAGACACUUUAACUCAGUUUAUUGAUGAGGGGGGAAAUAUUUUGAUUGCUGGAAGCAGCAUCACUGGUGAUGUAUUGAGGGAACUCACAUCAGAAUGUGGCUUUGAAGUUGAUGAAGAAGGAGCAUAUGUAAUUGAUCAUUUAAAUUAUGAUGUUACUGAUGAGGGAGAACAUACCAAAUUAGUUGUAGGCAAUGAAAAUCUGAUAGAUUCAGAAGUUAUUAUUGGACAACCUAGGUCUAAAAUUGCCCCAUUAUUGUAUGAGGGAACUGGUCUUUUAGCUGAUACUGAGAACCCACUUGUCCUAUCUUUAGUCUCUGGUCACAGUACUUCCUAUAGUUAUAUCCCUGGACAAAAAAUUAAAGAGUAUCCUCAUGCUGUUGGGAAAGAUACACUUCUCAUUGCUGGACUUCAAGCUAGAAAUAAUGCACGAGUUGUAUUCAGUGGAUCAUUAUCCUUUUUCUCUGAUGAAUUCUUUACUUCAUCUGUAGAGAAAGCUUUGGGUGGAAAGAAAUAUGAAAAAUCAGGUAAUCAAGAUGUUGCCAAGGCAUUGAGUCAAUGGGUAUUCAAAGAACAUGGACAACUUAGGGUAAAAUCUGUCAAUCACCAUAAAGCAGGAGAAAGCAAACCACCUGCAGACUAUACUAUAAUGGAUGAUGCUGUAUACGACAUUGAAAUUGAAAUUUUGAAUAAAGGAAAGUGGGAACCAUUUGUAGCUAAUGAUAUACAAUUGGAAUUUGUAAGAAUCGAUCCAUUUGUCCGAACAACUUUGAAGAAAACUCACAAUGGCAACUACCAAGCUAAAUUCAAAAUCCCUGAUGUUUAUGGGGUCUAUCAGUUCAAAGUAGAUUAUGACAGGGUUGGAUACACAAGGCUUUUUAGUACCACUCAAGUUUCUGUGAGACCACUGCAACACACUCAAUAUGAAAGAUUCAUUUUUAGUGCUUAUCCUUAUUACACUGGUGCUUUUUCAAUGAUGAUUGGUGUGUUUCUGUUUUCUUUUGUGUUUUUGCAUUUCAAAGAUGACGAUAAAAAGUCAAAGAGCGAUUAAUGUGAUUUCAAGUUGUUUUUUCAUCUGAACAAUAAAAAAUUCCACUGUA
This is a messenger RNA of Harmonia axyridis, 1417 nucleotides long. It is a transcript of the gene Ost48, whose product is annotated as dolichyl-diphosphooligosaccharide--protein glycosyltransferase 48 kDa subunit. Gene Ontology annotation, cellular component: endoplasmic reticulum membrane; oligosaccharyltransferase complex. NCBI's taxonomy places the organism in Eukaryota, Metazoa, Arthropoda, Insecta, Coleoptera, Coccinellidae. The record is from RefSeq and is a predicted model, not a curated record. The transcript is spliced from 6 exons. Bases 55 to 1368 code for a protein of 437 amino acids.